Messenger RNA from Babesia bigemina, 315 nucleotides. RefSeq lists its product as hypothetical. Lineage: Eukaryota; Apicomplexa; Aconoidasida; Piroplasmida; Babesiidae. The coding region runs from base 1 to 315 and encodes 104 amino acids. The transcript is spliced from 4 exons. The record is from RefSeq and is a predicted model, not a curated record.
AUGCAUAAGCCACAAAGCGUAGGUCAAUAUGAAAAUGAUGGCAACGAUGACGGAGUAGGGAGGGGGGAGAUAAUACCGCACCCUGUGGAACGGCCGGAUGCGGAAGUAGAUCAUGACGCAGAUGACGACGAUGAUGAGGGCGACGGCGGCGAUGAUGUAAGGGAGGACGUGGUCGACCGGUGCGCUGCUCUACACGGGGUUGAGAGGGGGAUGCAGGACCUUGGAAGGUACUGGAGGAAGAAGACAGCUCUUGACGGUACAGACACCUUGUUCUAUUACACCCUCCACAGCAAUGUGGGCAACAGAAACACUUAG